Darwinula stevensoni is the source of this 1361-nucleotide messenger RNA. NCBI's taxonomy places the organism in Eukaryota, Metazoa, Arthropoda, Ostracoda, Podocopida, Darwinulidae. The record is from the annotation of a GenBank genome assembly.
CUGUUACUACAUAGUUCACAUCAAGAGGUGAACAAGUAUGCCAAAAGUCCCUUCACUUGAAAUAGUAUUAACUAUAUAUAAGGUUGUGACCACCUUUUUGUUUUAAUUAUUUUUGCCAAUGACUUGGGCUGAAAUUUGUUGCAUGAUGGUCAUGAAUAUGCCUCUUCUGCAUGAAGUUGACUAGUUAUAAGAAAGAUGGCAUGUUGCUGAGAGAGGAAUUCAAGCUGAAAGGACUAUUUUCAUACUUGAGGUGUUUCCAUUCACUUGCACAGAAACGCCAUGAUGACACCUCUCCAGGAACAGAAAACGAGUUGGAAGAUGUGCCAAGAGUCCUUGGUCCCCUGGAGCUGAAUCUUCCCAAUUCUGAUACACUUUGGGUCUCCAAUCCUCGACCAGACCAUUCUGCCAGCUAUUACAACUUCAGUCUCUUUACUUUCUCGCUGAAUGACUUACGUCCAGAAAUGAAGAAAAUCUUGUGUCCUACGGACUGUCGAUUACGACCUGAUAUUCGCAAGCUGGAGGAGGGAGAUCUCUCAAGAGCAUCAGCUCUUAAGCAUAGUCUUGAGGAGAAGCAGAGGGAAUCCCGGAAGAAAAGAGCUAGGUUUGGAAAGGAAGCCGAUCCAGAAGCUCUGUGGUUCAAGUUGGGACGGAAUCCCCACACAAAAGAAGAGGACUGGGUAUUUACAGAGCAGUAUUGGGAACGGGACUUUUCCAAGUGCCCUGACAUCUUCUAAGAGUCCCUUUCUCCCAUGCUCACAUUCUAUCUUUCUCCUUCACAUGAAGUCUAGAAAGAUCUGGGGUCCGUUUCUCUGAAAAUAAACAGAAAGAGGUCUCUCUAGUCAAGUGUACAUGAGUCCUCUAGUGAGAGACUGUGAUGUGGCAUUCAGUGAUCCUUUGUGAUGUGUGAAGAUGAUAUUAUCCGCUUGGAUCUGUCUUAUUGAAUGGUAGGAACCUACUGCCAUUGCAGCAACUCCCUGGAUCCAAUGCCAUACUUGUAUUCCAAAUUUUUAUUUUUCUGCUGGCAUGCAUUAUUCAUUUCCUAUCUCAUCAAAUCAAGAUAUUUUUUUCUGGCUCCUGGACUCCUGCUAGAGGUAUUUCACAAUCCUGUCAGGAUGUUUCAAUGCACAUUUAAGGUUAUUUAUUCAUUUCAUGAUGCUGUAAAGCUGGUAUGUCUUUUCCCAUGAUUUUUGGAACCUCUAGAUGACAUCUCUGGUCAUGCAUCGCUCUGCCACGUCAAAUUUGUGUCCACGUGAGAAAAAAAAGUUCCUUUGGGAUGCAAAUCACCUUCUGAGGCUGUAGGUUUCAAAGCUUAGACUGGAGUUUUCAUGUUUCGCCAGGGAAUGCCCCCCCCCCCCCCCAAA